GGGGUCGGUGGGCGGCACCUCCAUGCACAGCUGAUCUGAGCUGAGGCCCUCGACCUCCGCUCCAGCGCAGCUCGAGCUAGCCUCGAGGGUGAGGCGCUGGCCUGGGGAAUGAGAGCGUGCAUAUAUACAUGUAACACGCGAGCAAACCGUGCAUUGGCAUUGUUGUUGUGGACUGUCUUUGAAAAAUGGCGACUUCAGAGACCAAAUUGUUUCUUGGCUUUGAUUUCAGCACACAAACAGCUAAAGCUAUAGCAGUCAAUGAUGCACUUCAGGUUGUCGUGGAAACCAGUGUUAACUUUGAUCAAGAUUUGCCAGAAUUCAGAACAGAGGGCGGAGUCCAUAUCCAUGAUGACCAGCUGACCGUGACCUCCCCUACCAUCAUGUGGGUCAAAGCAAUGGACCUUCUCCUGGACAGACUGAAGACAAAGAAGCUGGACUUCAGCAAAGUAGCUGCAUUGUCAGGGACAGGACAACAACAUGGGAGUGUAUUCUGGAAGCAUGGAUCACAGGCUGUGUUGAACAAACUUCAAUCGGAUAAACUCUUACAGGAACAACUGCAGGAUUCAUUUGCUGUAAAAGAUUCUCCAAUCUGGAUGGACUCCAGUACCACCGCACAGUGUAAAAACCUUGAAGAUAAACUAGGUGGCCCUCAGAAUGUUGCCAAUAUCACUGGAUCUAGAUCAUAUGAGAGAUUUACAGGAAACCAGAUAGCUAAGGUCUACCAGAAUCAUCCGGAUUUUUACCAAGACACAGAGCAUAUAUCUUUAGUGAGCAGUUUUGUUGCAUCCGUACUCCUGGGCGACUAUGCUGCUAUCGAUCAUAGUGAUGGAUCCGGAAUGAACUUACUUGAUAUCAACUCUAAGGAGUGGUCAGAGACAGCUUUAUCUGCAUGUGCACCUGAUCUAUCCCAGAGACUUGGUCCGUCAGUACCUUCCUAUACCAACCUGGGCAAAAUUUCAGGGUACUUUGUAGAUCGGUAUGGAUUCUCUCCGGAGUGUGCCAUUAUUGCAUUUACUGGAGACAAUCCAGCAUCCCUAGCUGGUAUGAGUCUUCAAGGAGGUGAUGUAGCCGUGAGUCUAGGUACCAGUGAUACCCUCUUCCUCUGGCUUACGACCCCUAGACCAGCCUUAGAAGGGCAUAUCUUUGUCAAUCCUGUCGAUGAUGAUGCUUACAUGGCUCUUUUAUGCUUCAAGAAUGGGUCCCUCACGAGAGAGAAGAUUCGAGAUGCAAGUAGCAAUGGUUCAUGGGAUGUUUUCAAUCAGCAACUCCUGAGUACCCCCAUGGGGAAUGGAGGCAAUAUUGGUAUCUACUUUCAUGUGCAAGAGAUAACUCCCUCAGCCGUUGGUCUUCAUCGGUUCAACUCAGAUGACCAACCUGUCGCGACCUUUGACCCAGUGACGGAGGUCAGAGGACUUGUUGAAGGUCAAAUGAUGGGCAAACGGUUACAUGCAGAACAGCUUGGUUAUGAUAUAGGUGGUGAUACCAGAGUUUUGGUGACUGGUGGAGCUUCAGCAAAUCAAGCCAUCUUACAAGUGAUAUCAGAUGUCUUCAAUGCUCCUGUCUAUGUCCUGGAUGUAGCCAACUCGGCCUGUCUAGGAUGUGCCUACAGAGCUAAACAUGGCUGGCUAGGUGGUGACAAAGUUUCUUUCCAUGAGGUUGUGAAGACAGCAUCAAACUACAAACAAGCAGCCACUCCUAAUACUCAUGCAGCUCAGGUCUACAACUCACUCCUAGAGCGGUACAAAGUUCUGGAGGACAAGAUAUCUAAGUAAAGAGGUGCUUCUUAGAAUCUCUUGAGACCAAUUAUUGUACAGCUACAGGAUAUUUGUAAUUCUGAAUUAUGAAGCCAAGCCAUCCCAACUCUUUGCAAACUGAAGCAAUAAUGUGUCUCACUUUGUCAUGAUUUUUGUUUUAUUUUAAGGAUGCAGUGUGUAUGAAACAUGUACAGUGUCCCGACAUUCCAUUCUCAAGAAAGAUACAUUAUUGAUAUCCACUCUUAAUAAUAAUAAAUUACAUAAAGAGACGAAAAAGCAUGGAUUGAGCUUGAUUGUUAAGUAAAAUAUUGUGCGUUAUAAGAUGAUGACGUGGAUCCUAAUCAAAUGAUUGGUUAAGGGCGUGACCAGGCAUUUAUUUUGCCUAAUGCCCUCACUGCUGUGUAUUAUUUGUAUACUAAUUAUCAUAAAUAAACCAUGUAUAUCACAUUUUCUUUUGUAAUUUGCUAGAGGGAGACCUUUGUCACACUAUAUGUGUGAAUAUAAUAGGGAAUCUUGCCUGACAUAUCACCACAGUCUAUGAAUUUCAUUUUUAGAUUCUUUAGAAUUUGGCAUUCAUGGGAUGACCAGUUGGGAACAAUAGCCCCACAGUCAAUUACAUAAUAACACCAGUGCUUACCAGUGCAUUUUGCAACUUUCCUCUUUCGACCCUUCCAAUUAUUUUGAUGCACUGCUCAUUCCAAGAAUGGAAAAUCAUAACUACUAUGGCAUCAAUCUAAUGAGAAAAAACAUUUUCUAAUGAAACUAAUCAAAGCAAUAAUUAUGCCAUGACAAGAGAGAAAUGAUCCAUCAAACUUGAGUUUCCAAACUUUUUUUGAGUGGUUUAUUUUGUUAUUAUAACUCCUUGUUAUUCCACUGAUCAUCCAAUGUAUCCUGCCUAUUUUACACAGGGCCAUUAUUUAAAGCUGACCAGUGUAUUAUCUUAUCUUGAUGGUAGGUUUUUUAUGAAUCUACAGAGUGAAUAAUAACGAAACAAGGUGAACGGAGAAUUAUGUUGAAGGCUUGAAGCAAUGAAAAAGGUGCACAAUAUGACAAACAACAAGUUCCUAUGCUGCCAACUAUGACAAUUCUCUCAUUGUAGACUGAGCUGCUCUAUACCAUAUUUGUUAUUACUUUGGUUCUAAGUGAUAGGGUGUGAUGACCUAUGCUUCCAGCCUUUGACCAGGUAGUGUUUGUGAGCAAAAGCGUAAUUUUGCCCCCUUAAAUUUAUAUGCUUCAUUUCUCACAUGAAUGCAAGUUGACCUUUGCUAUCAUAGUUGUGAUAACAAUUUUUAGAUGUAUUUCGAAAGUCAGUGAUGAUAAUGGGAGAUAUACAGAAUAUAGUCGAUCACUUAAAGGGUCUUUUUUUCCUCUCUUUUAAAGGAAAGUAGAUUCCUAUAUAGAUUUUGCAUUUCCAGAUUAGAUGAACAUUACAAAUACAACUCAAAAGAGUAUAUUAAAGUUGGCAUUGCAAAAACCUUUGAGACACAUUUACAAAUUAAUUGAAAAUUUGCUUGGUUGGUAUUGCAGGGGGAAUGUAACUUUAAAGUGAACAGCAGAAUCGUAAACAGUGUGUUAAAAUUAACCUGUCGCUCUUGAAUAUGAUAAGACAUUGCAGAUAUCAGUUUUAUUUUUGAAUUUAUACUUCAUUUAAAUAAUGGCUAGGAAGUGUUGAAAACACCUAUAUUUUUAUACCUGUUAUAUUCUAGAUAUAUGUAGAUAUGCAGUUGUUGUUUUUUUAAUCAAUUUUGCUGUAACAUAGGGUCUGCAAUGUUGUUGUAAUGUAAAGACAGGUUUGAAUUCAGAAGCAAGCCCUUACAUGGAUACAGGGAUAGCUUAAUAGAAAUUUGUCCAUUUAGAGAUGAUGUUUCCUUUGUAUCAUAUACAUGAAUGUAUAUUCAAGAUAAGAGAUUCAGUAGAUAUUGCUUGAAAAUACCAUAAGAGCAUGAAAUACAGCCUGUACUGUCUAGUUAUGAACCUCAGUAGCUGAAUUUAGAAGGUGAGAAUCGAUUUAAUAUUUUUUUGAUUUUGGUAUGAUUUUAACUAAUUAGAUGAGAAUAUUGGACCACACCAACAUUUAUAUAUGUUUCUGAAACAAAUAGGUUUAACCGAAUCUGCAGAAUGAAUUCUUAUCAAUUUUGUCUACAUAAAUAUUGCAGUAUCUCCAUGUUAUAUAAAAGAUAUAAAAGUGUGAAAAGUAAUUCACAAGUGAAGUGCUUUGAUAUCAGUUUGUGGAUGUAUGUCAAUAUGCAAUGUGAAUUAGCCUGCCAAUGUGAAAGUAUUAAAUUUUAUACAUAAUUGAU
Strongylocentrotus purpuratus (purple sea urchin) is the source of this 4054-nucleotide messenger RNA. It is a transcript of the gene xylb, whose product is annotated as xylulose kinase. Gene Ontology annotation, biological process: xylulose metabolic process; D-xylose metabolic process. Gene Ontology annotation, molecular function: D-xylulokinase activity. The record is from RefSeq and is a predicted model, not a curated record. Gene Ontology annotation, cellular component: cytosol. Lineage: Eukaryota; Metazoa; Echinodermata; Echinoidea; Camarodonta; Strongylocentrotidae. The coding region runs from base 186 to 1772 and encodes 528 amino acids. The transcript has 15 exons.